Molecule: messenger RNA, 2006 nt
Organism: Pelmatolapia mariae (spotted tilapia)
Lineage: Eukaryota; Metazoa; Chordata; Actinopteri; Cichliformes; Cichlidae
Product: platelet-activating factor receptor-like
Exons: 2
Coding region: 104-1246 (380 amino acids)
Biological process (GO): chemotaxis; G protein-coupled receptor signaling pathway
Cellular component (GO): membrane
Molecular function (GO): G protein-coupled purinergic nucleotide receptor activity; platelet activating factor receptor activity
Source: RefSeq, a predicted model, not a curated record
CUCUCUCAGAGAAGUCGCGCUGUUGCUGAACUGAAGCUGUAAAUUCAUUCAAAGUGUUUACGCGCAUCAGGAGAUUGAAAACAGAAGAAGCAGUUGUACAAAGAUGAAUGAAACUACAGGGAAUACCGAUGAAUCCACUUUCCUGGACUCUCAGUUUCGUUAUGUGCUCAUCCCGGUUUUCUACAUCGUCUACUUCAUCCUGGGCUUCAUCUCUAACCUCUAUGUGCUGUUUGUCCUGCGCUGUCUUCGUCAGGCCAAGGCCAUGGGAGAAAUCCGCAUCUACAUGACCAACUUGACCAUUGCUGAUCUUCUGUUUGUGUGUGCUCUUCCCUUUUGGAUUGACUACUAUAUCCGUGAGGGAGACUGGGUUUAUGGAGACGUCAUGUGCCGGGUGACAGGCACCUUCUUUUUCAUCAACACCUACGGCACCAUCCUCUUCCUUGCAGCCAUCAGCAUCAACAGAUACUGGGCGGUGACUCGGCCUCUGGACGCAGCCUCGUCAGACCACAGAAUUCGUGGAAUCAUCGUCUGUGUUUUUAUCUGGGUGUUUGUUCUGGCGAUGUCUGUUCCUUAUCUGGUGAGUCCAGGGACCAACGUGCACUUUAAAAACAACACGAAGAUCCUUCGCUGCUUUGAGGGAUACCAGAAUAAAACUAAUCAUGAGAAGAAAAAAGUGGCUGUCACUCAUUUUUUAAUAAUUGGAUUGUUCUUUGGUAUCUUUUUGCUCGUUGUGAUAUGCAAUUUCCUUAUUGCCCGAGUCUUAAUUUCUCAAAGGCCUCCUGAAUCAGAAAUUCGGUCCUCAGCAGCUCUUUCUAAAAAGUCCACUGCAUCCUCGACUUUAAAAAGGCCCAGAGGCGUGAAACGGAGGGCUCUCCAGAUGUUGUGGGCAGUGGUGGGAGUGUUUGUUCUGUGUUUCCUGCCACACCACAUAGUUCAAGGCCCCUGGACUCUGGCAGUGCUGGAGAUCGAAGACGGCUUAGGCCACGUGAAGUACAUCGAGGCCACUCGUCAGUUGCUGAACGACGCUCAUCAGAUCACCCUGGUUCUUAUGGGCCUCAACUGCAUUUUGGAUCCUGUAGUUUAUUAUUUUGCCACAGGGAAGUUUAGAAGGUUCAUCACAGCCCACAUUAAAAAAUUAGCAAAAGGAGAGGGAUGCUCUCAACUGGCCACCACACAGAUUUCCUUGGAUAGCAGGAUUCCAAGUCAGAGACUCCCAAGCGAACACCAGCUGACCAGAGAUGAGUGAUUCAAACAAGUUCAAUACAUGUAUAAAAUCUGACUAUCAAACUCGUGUGACUCUCUCAUGCUGAUGGCGAAGAUUACAUACAACAAGGCGUUGAGGCACGCACAUCUGGGACAAUAAACUGUUUAACUUCAUGUGAUCUCGAACACGUCGCCUUCUGAGUUGCCCCAGAAUUUCUGCACUUCCUGUGUGAAGAACAAACCGAAAAGCAGAAGUUUUGCAAGCAGCCAAAACUUUAUGUAUCUUUACAGAACAAUAGCAUCACUCGAUGACGACACAAGACAUCUUCUCACACAAAUCCUGUGGUGUUGUUUGACACAACAUUAGGACACAAAAGCAGGAGAAAAUUACAGAAUAACAUACAUGUGUGGGUACACCUCAUCUCUACACAUCUGAUGUUAUGACAGCAACGUAUGUUGUAAUCGCACUGUCUGUCCUCUCUGAGAACAACUUUAAUUUUUUCUCGUCAGGCAAGUUAAAUCAAGUAUUGUGACACCAAGGAACAAAAGCAGUAAUGCCUGGGGUACGUUUCCUCUCUGGUGUUCAGUGUUGGGACAUUUCAUUUAUGUCUUGUAGUAGAAAUCUGAUAAUUCACUGACACAAACAAAAGUAGUGUACAUAUAUGUAUUUAAUGUGUAUCUGUGGAAAUGAAUUGUUUCUAAUGUGAGACUUUUUGUUGUCACAAAUUUUGUAUUUUCUAUUAACUUGAACCUUUUUGUUAUUAUAUAUUGUAAAAAAACAACAACAAACAAAUCUAAAAAUA